Messenger RNA from Lipotes vexillifer (Yangtze River dolphin), 1955 nucleotides. RefSeq names its product tRNA splicing endonuclease subunit 54 (gene TSEN54). The record is from RefSeq and is a predicted model, not a curated record. The transcript has 11 exons. Gene Ontology annotation, cellular component: tRNA-intron endonuclease complex. NCBI's taxonomy places the organism in Eukaryota, Metazoa, Chordata, Mammalia, Artiodactyla, Lipotidae. Bases 6 to 1604 code for a protein of 532 amino acids. Gene Ontology annotation, biological process: tRNA-type intron splice site recognition and cleavage.
ACCCCAUGGAGCCCGAACCCGAGUCAGCCUCGGUGGAGGUUCCUGCGGGGCGCGUGCUCAGUGCCCCGGAGCUCUUCGCUGCCCGUUCCAGGUCCCAGAAGCUGCCCCAGCGCUCGCAUGGCCCCAAGGACUUCCUCCCCGACGGCUCAGCGGCCCAGGCUGAGCGACUGCGAGUGUGCCGCGAGGAGCUCUGGCAGCUGCUGGCGGAGGAGCGCGUGGAGCGUCUGGGCAGUUUGGUGGCCGCCGAGUGGAGACCGGAAGAAGGCUUCGUGGAGUUGAAGUCUCCUGCGGGUAAGUUCUGGCAGACCAUGGGCUUCUCAGAGCAGGGCCGGCAGCGGCUUCACCCGGAAGAGGCCUUGUAUCUGCUGGAGUGUGGCUCUAUCCAGCUGUUCCACCAAGAUCUUCCACUAUCUAUCCAAGAGGCCUACCAGCUGCUGCUGACUGAGGACACCGUGACUUUCCUGCAGUACCAGGUCUUCAGUCACCUGAAGAGACUGGGCUAUGUGCUUCGACGAUUCCGAGCAAGCUCCAUCCUGUCCCCUUACGAGAGGCAGCUGAACUUGGAUGGCAGUGUCCUGCGCUUGGAGGAUCGGAAUGGCAAGAGGAAGAGGAGGAGCUCCAGCUCUCAGUCAAUUAAUAAGAAGCCCAAGGCCCUGGAGAACCCCCUGCAGGGGGUGGAUGGGACAUCCGAGAGCCUGGCAACCUUCAGCCCACCUCCCCGAAACCAGAACAGCCGAUGCCCAGAGGAGACAUCCCAGGAGUCAAGCCCCGUAAAGGGCCCCAUGGGCCCCUUUCAGCUUCUGGGGUCCCUGGAGCCCUGCCCUGGGCUGGCCAGGGAGGGGGUGCGGUGCAGCCAGGAGAGUGGCAAAAUGGAGAACGGGGUCAAGGGGGCUUGCAAGCCACGCUGGAACUUUGAGCAGAUCUCCUUCCCCAACAUGGCUUCAGAUAGUCGCCAUACCCUCCUGCUUGCCCCCGCCCCAGAGCUGCUCCCGGCCAACGUGGCAGGGCGGGAGACAGACGCUGAGUCCUGGUGCCAGAAGCUAAACCAGCGGAAGGAGAAGCUCUCCAGGCGGGAACGGGAGCAACAGGCAGAGGAGGCCCAGCACUUCCGGGAGGAUGUAAACUCGGAUCCCGAGGUGCAGCGCUGCUCCAGCUGGCAGGAGUACAAGCAGCUGCUGCAGAGGCGGCACUUGCAGAAGACCCAGAGCCGCCCCCCACACCUGUGGGACCAGCCUGUCACGCCCUUGCUAAGUCCCAGUCAGGCAGACUCCCCAGCCACAGUCCUUCAGCAUAUCUCUGUGCUGCAGACGACACACCUUGCUGAUGGAGGUGCGCGGCUGGUGGAGAAGUCUGGGGGCUUGGAGAUCAGCUUUGAUGUUUACCAGGCCGACGCCGUGGCCGCCUUCCGAAAGAAUAACCCUGGCAAGCCCUAUGUCCGGAUGUGCAUUAGUGGAUUUGAUGAGCCAGUCCCAGACCUCUGCACCCUCAAGCGGCUGUCCUACCAGAGCGGGGAUGUUCCUCUGAUCUUUGCCCUGGUGGAUCACGGAGACAUCUCCUUCUACAGCUUCAGGGACUUCACGCUACCCAGGGGUCUGGAGCACUGACCACGCAGCUCUGGCAGGGCCUGGGGUCUGCUCUGAGGAACCCGGACUGUCUGCUCUCAGGGACCAUCUCAGUUGCCUCCUACACCCAGACUCUGACCUGUAGCUUCAGAGGCUAGUCUGGGCCUUGGCCCUGGGUGUCUGAUGCUUGCAGGAGAGGGGAGCUUUGCCCCCGCUACCUGGCUGCUGCAGCACUUCCAUGCCCCAGGCCUGAGACUGCUGCCUUGCAGUAAAUCCCCUUGGAACUCAUGACUAGAUUUCAGAGACCAGCGAGGCGGGGCAGAAGAGAGGACUCCGUGCCUUUAAAUGAGAGGGUGCCUGCUUCUUGCGAUAAAGCCAAAGCCAUUAAAAAAU